AGAAGCCUCGCCCAGUCGACUGUUGGGAAAUAAAGUAGGCUACAACUUGUCCGUAACACAGAAAGGAAGUAACCUGUACUCUGUAGGAAGUAGACUACGCAACAUACUUGUCAAGUUUUGUGCUUGGUGUUCAGUUUGGUGCCCUUUGCGUUUAGAGGAACGUUGUGAGUGGAUCAAAAGUUAACCUGGUUCCGCCGACAUAAACAAACGUCUCUUCUCUCUGAAGGACAUGAUACUGUUAUAUGUGACCGUUUCCUGCCUCUUGCUUGGUUCAUCUGCUGGUCUCCAGUAUGACACGGAGUGCUAUGGCGAAAAUUUUGCAUUACCAUUUUCUUAUAUACCACCUGUUUUCCGUGGUCAGUUGUACUUCACUCCAAAUGGGGGAUCCAGGAGGCUAAUGAUGGAUAAUGGGGAGGCAAAGGACCCACGCCUUAAAGUUUCCACUAUUUCAGCUGAAUUAACAGAUUUGACAGAAAAAGAUGCCGGAAUAUUCUCCAUCUCAUUUGAUGAUAAAAUUCAGGAUGUCAUCAAACUGGAAAUUUUGGAUUGUGCUGUAGAGGAGACGAGGACUUACAGGGAAAGGUUCUCCUAUGAUAUUCCUAGAGAGGCUGCAUUUUUGGAGUUCACUCCCCUUGACAGUGAGGACCAGCCAAAGGUCCUGUGGAAUCGCACAGACCCUCAGACCAAUAAGGGAGGCAGAGGACAGGUGAAGCGUGAUGUGUGGGAGAUUAUGAACGUAAAUCAGGGAGACAUGGGCCACUACAACUUCAGAAGAAAAGACAACACUUUGCUGUCGAGGAUACAGCUCACAGUACAAGAGGAACAUAGACACUAUGAUGCAAAGGACGACAAGCAGCUCUUCAUCAAAUAUCCUUCAGGCGAUGUCCCAUGGACUGUGACUUUUACACCUAAAGGGGAAAUGAAAGGAUACACAUUGGUAAAUGCAGGCCAUCUGGUUGAAGAAGAUGACUGGAACACCCCGCUUUGGAAUUUUCAAGGGAGGAUUGAGGUGGUGCAUUAUGGCAUAGAGAUUGAUCCUGUGAAAAUCAAAGACUCUGGCACCUACGAGUUCAGAGACCCGCAAGGCCACCUGGCCCAGACUGCGGAUGUGGUGGUAAACAUUGAACUAGUUCCUGCCAUGGUUUAUGUUAUUGCUGUCGGGGUUUUAUUUGCGGUGAUUGGUUUCUGUUGCUGUGUGAAGAAAUGCUGGUCGAAAAGAAGCUCUUCUAAAAAGGCCAAAUCUACUCGUCAGGCUGCAACCGCACUUGCUGGGUAUUACCAAGAUUCAAAUCAGUCUGGAGGCCAAAUUUACUCUGCUGCGCCUGAUCCCUCUCAUCAGCCAUUGAAUUCUCUUGUUUCCAGAGAACCUACAUCUACCUCACCUGAGCCAUCGGUGUACACCCCAGUGAAUAUCCAUGUGAGCUCCCCUCAGCCUGAGGUUGCACCUCUAGGAGGGCAGAGAGAUGAUCCAGCUCCAUCACUUGGCUCUGAUUGUCUCUCGUCGGACCCUGAGCCGAGGUUUGAACUGAAAGGACUGCCCUCUGCUCCCCCCCUCAGUUCAGAUGCAACUUUAAGUGAUGUUUACACCUCAGACAAACUCAGCUCUCUGUAAGGUCUUGCGUAUACGGACACGGAAAAUUAAGUUCUUAUAAACCUGCAAAGGUGCACAAAAUAAGUACUAUGUAGAGGAAGAAAAUAUCAUUCACACUAUAUUGACACGUGACCAGACCUAUUGCAGGUUAAAAUGUGGGAUGUCCUCUUUCUUUUAAUAUAAAUACAAACACCAAUGUGGUGUGAUCAAAGAAGUCUGAGGCAAGUACUCCAGGAACUCUUGAUAACCCACAGCAGCAGAGAGUAGGAGUAAUACAGAGACAUAAAUCAAUUUUAGAUCAGUUCCUACAAAUGAUUAAGGUAUUUUUUUAUCAGUUAAGGAAAAACAAAGUUCACAGGAGCUCUGUAGCUUUUGCAGAGUUAACUGUCAUGAUCAGGAUUUCUGUUUUAUAUGGAAUAUAAAUGUGUGCUGUAAAUUCAGGUUUUGUAUUGAAUGCAUAACUCUUUUUCUUGCUGCCAAGGGUAUCAUAGAUAGGAGAGAUGAUGAUGAUGUUUCUAGAAAACACUCAUGGAGAUCAAAUCACUCCACUCAGCAAUUUAAGCCACUGUUACCAGCUUUACUUGUAUAGUAUUUUUAUAUGGUUGUUUCAGAGUGAUAUCAUGUGCCUUCAGCCUCUUAUAUCAGAGUGUCUGUGUGGUUUUUAUAAUUUCAUUCUAAGAAAUUAUAUGUGAUAUUUUUUUAUUUUUUUAUGCUCUGUACAGAUUACAAUAAAAAUGAAAUUGUAGUAAAA
Molecule: messenger RNA, 2342 nt
Organism: Epinephelus lanceolatus (giant grouper)
Lineage: Eukaryota; Metazoa; Chordata; Actinopteri; Perciformes; Serranidae
Source: RefSeq, a predicted model, not a curated record